Labeo rohita (rohu) is the source of this 2831-nucleotide messenger RNA. RefSeq names its product angiotensin I converting enzyme 2 (gene ace2). Lineage: Eukaryota; Metazoa; Chordata; Actinopteri; Cypriniformes; Cyprinidae. The record is from RefSeq and is a predicted model, not a curated record. Gene Ontology annotation, cellular component: plasma membrane. Gene Ontology annotation, molecular function: peptidyl-dipeptidase activity; metallopeptidase activity. Gene Ontology annotation, biological process: proteolysis.
GUUGGUGGGACAAGAGCUGUCGCGAUGUUCGCUCGCUGGCUUCUGCUUUUGGCCGUGGCCUCUGUGGCUUGCUCUCAGACUGUGGAGGACAGUGCAAGGGAAUUCUUACAGAAAUUUGAUGAAGAGGCAUCCAAUCUCAUGUACCAGUAUUCCCUCGCAUCCUGGGCCUACAAUACAGAUAUCUCCCAGGAAAAUGCAGAUAAAGAGGCUGCAGCAUAUGCAAUCUGGAGCGAGUACUACGGUAAGGUAUCUGAUGAGUCUCGUGCCUUCCCCAUUGAUCAAAUCUCUGAUCCACUAAUUAAAAUCCAGCUCCAAAAGCUUCAAGAUAAAGGAUCAGGGGCACUUUCACCAGACAAAGCUACUGAACUUGGCAACAUCAUGUCAGAGAUGAGCACUAUUUACAACACAGCGACUGUGUGCAAAAUUGACAACCCCACUGACUGCCAGACAUUGGAGCCAGGCCUAGAGAGUAUCAUGGCAAACAGCAGGGACUACUAUGAGCGUCUCCAUGCAUGGGAGGGCUGGAGAGUGGCCGCGGGGAUGAAGAUGAGACCCCUGUAUGAGAGAUAUGUGGACCUGAAGAACGAAGCUGCCAAACUUAACAAUUAUGAAGACCAUGGAGAUUACUGGAGGGGGGAUUAUGAAACCUUUGAUGAACCCAUGUACAGUUACUCCCGAGACCAAGUUAUGGAAGACUCCAGGCGGAUUUACCAGGAGAUCUUGCCUUUGUACAAAGAGCUUCAUGCUUAUGUGAGAGCAAAACUGCAAGAAGUCUAUCCUGGGCAUAUCGCCUCUGAUGCUUGCCUUCCAGCACACUUGCUUGGUGAUAUGUGGGGACGGUUUUGGACCAACUUGUAUCCUCUCAUGAUCCCGUAUCCAGAAAAGCCUGAUAUCGACGUGAGCGCUGAAAUGGUGGCCCAGGGCUGGGAUGAAAUGCGCCUGUUUACAGAGGCAGAAAAAUUCUUCAUGUCUGUAAACAUGUCUGCAAUGUUUGACAACUUCUGGACGAACUCAAUGUUUGUUAAGCCUGAAGGAAGAGAUGUGGUGUGUCAUCCUACCGCAUGGGACAUGGGAAACAGAGAGGACUUCAGAAUCAAAAUGUGCACUAAAGUGAACAUGGACGAUUUCUUAACUGUUCACCAUGAGAUGGGUCAUAACCAGUACCAAAUGGCAUACCGUCAGCACUCAUACCUGCUGAGAGAUGGUGCUAAUGAAGGUUUCCAUGAGGCUGUGGGAGAGAUCAUGUCCCUUUCUGCCGCCACUCCUUCUCACCUGAAGUCACUGGGGCUUCUGCCUCCUGACUUCAAACAGGACUAUGAGACAGACAUUAACUUCCUUCUGAAGCAGGCCCUUACCAUCGUGGGCACUCUGCCCUUCACCUACAUGCUGGAGGAAUGGAGGUGGCAAGUCUUCAAAGAGACCAUCCCCAAACAGGAGUGGAUGCUCCGCUGGUGGCAAAUGAAGAGAGAACUAGUUGGAGUGGCUGAGCCUGUGCCCAGAAAUGAGUUGUACUGUGACCCACCUGCUCUUUUCCAUGUUUCUGGGGAUUAUUCUUUUAUCAGGUACUUCACUAGAACCAUAUACCAGUUCCAGUUUCAAGAGGCCCUAUGUCAGGCAGCCGGCCACACCGGUCCCCUUUACACAUGUGACAUUACAAACUCAACCAAAGCUGGUAACAAACUCAGGCAUAUGCUUGAGUUAGGCAGAUCCAUGUCUUGGACUCGUGCUCUGGAAGAGGUUGCGGGAACCACGAAGAUAGACUCUAAGCCACUUCUAAAUUACUUUAGCACUCUCAUGGACUGGCUGAAGGUAGAGAACCAGAAUAACAACAGAGUGCCCGGCUGGAACGUCAGCAUUAACCCAACAUCCGUUAUGAAUAAAGCAGAUUUAAAUGCUUUCAAAGUCAGAAUAAGCCUUAAAACUGCCAUGGGAGAUGAUGCAUACACUUGGAAUCCAAAUGAAAUGUAUCUCUUUAAGUCCACUAUGGCUUUUGCCAUGCGCCAGUACUACUUGGAAGAAAAGGGAAUUGAAAUGAAUUUCUUGCCAGAGAGUAUCAACACCUACGAUGAAACGCCUAGAGUCUCCUUUUAUUUUGUUGUGAUGGAUCCAACUAAACCAGACACAGUCAUUCCUAAGGCAGAUGUAGAGGCAGCUAUCUGGCUGUCCAGAGACCGCAUCAAUGGUGCAUUUUUACUUAGUGAUGAAACAAUGGAAUUUGUUGGGCUGCGGGCAACAUUACCUCCACCAAAAGAGGAGAAAAUCACAGUUUGGCUGGUGGUAUUUGGAGUAGUGAUGGGUGUAACUGUGUUUGGGGGGAUCUACCUCAUUACCACAGGGAUAUUAAACAGGAAGAAGAAAGCUAAGAAGUCUGACAAAACUGUUAACCCCUAUGAGAAUUCAGAUGAUGGAGAAGUAAACUCAGCCUUUGAGGAACACAGUGAACAAACAGGACUGUAAAGAUAUUGGUGCUUGCAAAAAGAACAUCAGAAGUGAGAGCGAUGUAAAAAGCAUCUACUCCGUGACAUACUUUUGGAAAUGUCUUUUUCUGGUCUGUUCACAAAUGUUAACUUCAAUGCCUGAUGUUAAAAUGUAGAAAGAAACAUGAACAUUAUAUUGUGAUGAAUUAUAAAUUUGCUGUAACUAACAGGAUUUCUAGUAGCUUAUACAGGCAAAUGUAAAUAGAGCUUAAUAUUAUAAAUGUAUUGAUAAAGUACUAAAAAAAGUGUAUUUUUUUAAACUGUGAAAACACAGCCAAUGCUAUGAUGCAACAACAUAAAAUUGGGAAGAAAACAAUAGAUACAUUCUGAAUAAAAUCCUUGAUGUCAUAAGAA